Pyricularia pennisetigena is the source of this 735-nucleotide messenger RNA. RefSeq lists its product as uncharacterized. The coding region runs from base 1 to 735 and encodes 244 amino acids. NCBI's taxonomy places the organism in Eukaryota, Fungi, Ascomycota, Sordariomycetes, Magnaporthales, Pyriculariaceae. The transcript has 3 exons. The record is from RefSeq and is a predicted model, not a curated record.
AUGGAAGUCGACCAGAGCAACUUCGCCACUGACGAGCGGCGGCAGCAGGACGGGCUGCUCGCCAUCACUGAAAUGCGUGCGAGACUCUCAGAGGACAGACGCAAACAGAGAGGGCGGAAUCCACAGACCCCUCGACAAAUUCCCAUCAUUGAUGCCAUGGACAUUGGCAUACUGGGCGCGGGCCGAUGGCCUGAUCCGAGACGUCCGCCGCGCAGGCUAUUCUCACCCCUGACGCACCGAGACAGAAUCCGAUACAGGCUUUAUGGCGUUAAUACUGAACCGGAGGAAGAGGUCCGGGAGCUCCUCCCGAGACGCAGCCACUCUGCACAAGCAGACGAUGCCGAGCACCCAGACAGACCGCCCUUUGACGAGUAUUUUCUGAGCAGCGGCCGAACGAGAUGGAACUCCUUUUCCUCCGAUGACGAGUACAUCCAAGAACUACACGCAAACCGAGCCGAGACGAUCCGGCUGGCAUUGCUGGAGUGGUUGUGGUGCGCAUAUGUCGGCGUCUCCGUCGUGGCCGUCAUCGUCUUCCUGCUGCUGCUCGUCAAGAACUUGUGCCGUGGCAGCUAUGGCUCCUGCCUGCUGACAGCGACCCAGCUGGGACUCGUCGUCGCCGUGUACAUUGCCGGCGCUAUCUUCGCGGGCAACCAGCUCAGUGUCGACGUUCUCUUUUUGAUAGCAGGCAUGGUUACUGCGGUGGCCGCAGGCCAAGGCCUUGGGUUUGGCGGCUAG